Molecule: messenger RNA, 1687 nt
Organism: Haliotis rufescens (red abalone)
Lineage: Eukaryota; Metazoa; Mollusca; Gastropoda; Lepetellida; Haliotidae
Product: atrial natriuretic peptide receptor 2-like
Exons: 10
Coding region: 6-1253 (415 amino acids)
Biological process (GO): cGMP biosynthetic process; protein phosphorylation; intracellular signal transduction
Molecular function (GO): protein kinase activity; peptide receptor activity; guanylate cyclase activity
Source: RefSeq, a predicted model, not a curated record
AGGGCAUGUGUUACUUGCAUGAUAGCCCCCUGAAGAAGCAUGGCCGGCUGACCAGCAGUGUGUGUUUGGUGGACAACUGUUUCUCUGUAAAAAUAGCAGAUUACGGACCGCAUCAGAUAUUCAAUCAACUCAAGCCGGACUUCAAAUCUCAAGAAUUUAAAACAGAUUGUUUAUGGCGUGCCCCCGAACACCUGCGUGCCAAGGAUCUACGUGGAAGCAGAGAAGGAGACGUGUACAGCUUUGGAAUAAUUCUACAAGAAGUGUUUUCGCGAGAUUCACCUUUCGGAAACGAGACAGAGACACUCGGCAUCGAUGUUGUCCUAUCCAAGCUUAAACAGGGAGGUAGCGAUCCGCUGAGGCCGAGGUUUGAUGCACCAUCCUCGUUGGAUGCAAUCAAAUCCCUGAUGGCAGAGUGCUGGGCCGAAAAUCCAAAAGAAAGACCUCAAUUUGUGACAGUAAAGAGGGUUCUUAAAGAUAUGGCGGCACGUUUCGGUGCAUCUGGCAAUUUCUUCGAUAACCUUCUUCGUCGUAUGGAGCAGUACGCUAAUAACUUGGAGAAGCUUGUGGAUGAGAAGACCCACCGAGUCCGGGAGGAGAAGAAGAGAACGGAUGAACUCCUCCAUCAGAUCAUUCCAAAGUCUGUUGCUAACCAGUUAAAACUCGGCCUGAGAGUAAAACCUGAUUCAUUUGAGUCGGUAACCGUGUGUUUCACCGACAUCUGCGGCUUCACCACACUAUCGGCCAGAUCAACACCAAUGCAGAUCGUUGAUCUCCUAAACGACUUGUAUUCCUGCUUCGACGACAUCAUCGACGGAUACGACGUUUACAAAGUGGAAACAAUUGGCGAUGCCUACAUGGUCGUCUCGGGAUUACCAGUACGGAACGGAGAUCGCCAUGCGCCCGAGAUCUCCCGAAUGUCCCUGUCUCUCCUCCGUGCAAUAGACACCAUCAAGAUCCUACAUUUGCCGGAUGAAAAGCUUCGUCUCAGAGUUGGCAUUCAUUCUGGUUCUGUGUGCGCCGGCGUCGUAGGACAAAAGAUGCCACGCUACUGCUUAUUCGGCGAUACCGUUAUUACUGCCUCUCGGAUGGAAUCUCACGGAGAAGCCUGUAAAAUCCACAUAAGUGUGGAUACUAAGAAUAUCUUGGAUCGAUGUGGCAUCUUUAUCAUCGGGUCGCGUGGAAGUAUUGAAGUCAAGGGCUUGGGAUCCAUGAACACAUACUGGUUACUUGGGGAGAAAGUAUGGAACAGAUGACAGCAGACUUUGAACGAAUGUGGAUGGAAACAGGACUGUUCUCCAUAUUCGAAUCGACUAAGUCUACAGUGAGCCACGGGUUGGAAUCACGAAUAUUGGCAUCAAGACUGUAUCAUUGUAUUGUUCUUUUUAUUGGGCUAACCAUAUUGUAUUUUACCUUCGGAAUAGCUGGCAAUGAAUACGAGUAAACCUUGUAUAUAAUACCUGGCUCUUACUGACUUAGUAUAUAUGUAUGUUCCUCUGGUCGAGAAAGUAUCACUAACAUAUACUUGUUUAUUUUACUACAAAACACUUUAUUUCCCACCCGUCUGACAUGGGGCGAGCGAAUCACUACAUUAUCACGUUAAUGUGUAUAAAUAUACAAUUUCCUCCAUGUAUAGAACGGAGGAGUUUAUCAGGGUGAGGUUCUAAGUGACCUUGUCCACCAUCCGCUG